This is a messenger RNA of Cylicocyclus nassatus, 1013 nucleotides long. Lineage: Eukaryota; Metazoa; Nematoda; Chromadorea; Rhabditida; Strongylidae. The record is from the annotation of a GenBank genome assembly.
AGUCGAUUGGACGGAGCUAGCAAAUGUUGCGAAAGCGCUCAACAUCCGUUUCGCCUCGAGAGCUGCUUGCAAAGUUUUUUGACAAAGCGGAUUUUAUUGUCGGAAAAAGCGUACGCUACGCAGUUACCUUGCUAGUCGGUGUUACCACGGUUGCCAUAAUCAUCGCAAUUGUUUCAUUAACACGCUCAAAAAGCUCAGGUGAAACAGCGAACACUCCAAACACUAAUUUUGUCACGAUGACGACUAUCAUAACAGCUACGGCCGGUAGUGCGAGGACGAACGGUACUACCACGACUUCGACAAUCAGUACGAAACGUUCCGCUAAGCCGAUAACUACGACAUCUGCUACCACCUAUGGUAGGAAUACGACCAAGUCAACUACGACAACAAAACGGCCAAAACCUCCAGGUUCAUUUGAUAUACACUGUGCCUUCGCAGCGGACUCGGAAAAUUUCAAAGAAACUCAAACUCCUGAACUAGACAGGCAGAAGAAAUUGAUGAAGGAUCUUGGUAAGAAAGUUAUCGACACCAGCUCAAGUUCAAGUGCAGGUCUUUGGGCUUACGGUAAUGUGAAUAAAGCGAAGAAAUUUGGGGACGUUUUCGAUGAUAUGGUGGCUGAUUUCUCAAAGUUCUGUAUGAAGGCAGAAGAUAUUCUUAAUUCUGGUGACUAUCGCUCUCCUCCUGGCGGUGAAAACGUUAUUGAUCACAUCAACAAUGCAAUCGACAAAAACAACACCGCAAACUGUCUGCUAUUCUUAACGGGCAGCAAGGAGGAAAAGCCCGCUUGGAAGAUUGACCCGGUUUAUAAUUACACGAGGAUUGUGAUCAUCAGCUUGCAAGGUGCCGAUUUUACCAACAACGUUAAUAUUACAAGAGGCUUUUCCCGGAACGUAGACCUCGAGCAUUUCAAUGAGUCUGACAUCCAAGCUGUAUACGAUGAAAUCAUACGGGGCUUCAAGAGGAGUUGGACUUACACGUACUUGAACGAAUACAUUGAGUACCAGUAUGUCUAG